This is a messenger RNA of Alternaria novae-zelandiae, 3636 nucleotides long. RefSeq lists its product as uncharacterized. Gene Ontology annotation, molecular function: protein binding. The record is from RefSeq and is a predicted model, not a curated record. The transcript has a single exon. NCBI's taxonomy places the organism in Eukaryota, Fungi, Ascomycota, Dothideomycetes, Pleosporales, Pleosporaceae. The coding region runs from base 1 to 3636 and encodes 1211 amino acids.
AUGCCGACAGCAACAUCUGCUUUUGGCAGGCAUGAGGCCAUCAUUACCCCUUCGCUCCUGCCAUAUGCUGACGUGCAACAGCCCGCGACCCUCUUUGCUAGCCCUACACCCUCCCCACGUCCCGAAGCCGCGAACAACCCGCCCAACAUAUAUCAGCCUCUCAUUCAUCAAUACUUCGCAAACCCAGGAGCGACAUCUCACCGAGGCUCCUCGUCACGCGGCCGCCCAUACAGAUACCGCCUCGACCCACGUGGACGGCGAAGGCAUCCUCCUUUCGCUCACUCACUGUACAACCCGACCCCUCAAGCACCAGAAGGUGAAGGCGAAGGCGAAGGCGGAGGCUCAAUGUCAGAAGAUCCCUACGACCACGAGCUUGCGAUUGCCUUGCACAUGGACCUGUUGGAAGACGCCGAGAGGUUUGGAGAACAGGAUUCGGGCAUAUACGAUCACAGUGAUAGUGAUUCCGGUGCCCACUCCCGGCGCGUUCACUUCACCGACGGCGACUGGGACGACGAAGCAGACCGAAUUCCAGUUGGUGCACCAGCUCCCUUUGGAGGCCCCUCGUCACCCGCGAGCAAUCUCCACCGUCCCUUCAACUACUCACAUCACCACAUCAUGCCCGGCCCUUCGAAGCGCUCGCGCGAUAGCUAUGAGGGCCCAGAAGAAAAGGCCAUCGCACACGUCCUUAACUUCAGGGGUGCCGUCAGUGCCAUGCUAUACAACAGCAUCAGCCCCAACCCUCAAGCGAACGAUAUCUGGCCCGAAUGCCGCAGUUCCACAAAACUACCCGCCAAAUACUACCUGCUCGACAAGAGCAAACUGCUCGCAUCUGAUCAGGAUCCAAAGCAUCCCCCCUCUAAGAAAAGUGGAAAGAAGGCUGUAAAGACUGCAAGGAAUGAGGCGUCGCAUGACGCUCUUCCUAGUCCUUCGGUUGGGCGCCCGAAAUGGAAGCUGCCGGUUGAGCUCGUAGAGAUGAUUGCGGAACACCUCAACCGCGACGACAUAAAAUCACUACGUCUUGUAAGCCGCGAGAUGAACAAAUCGGUCUCGCAGGUCAUCUUCCGGACAGUGGUUGUUCCCUUCAAUACCGAGAUCUACGGCAUGCUAGCACAAGAGCACAAGCCUGACUUCAAGGGCAAAAAGCGCGCACGAAUCGAGCAACCCAGCUACUUAUGGAAGAACGCAAACGGCGAUGAAGUGUACAACGGCCAUGGCCUCGACGUCUUCCGCGGCUUCGGUACACACAUUAGGAAGUUUGGCAUGAGCUUUGAAGUCAACGAAGAAUCGCUUUCCAUGCCGCCCGUCAAGUCACUGACGGAGAAAAAGACAAGCUUUUGGGGUAACUACGACUGGCCACAUGAAGAGUAUCGUCGCUUCGAUACUGUCGCUGGACUCGAAAAUGCCGCUGAUGAAACACCGCGGAUGAAAACAGCAUUUUCCGAGCUUAAAAGUGUCAGGGAACUGGCGCUUUCCAUUGAUAGCGGUUUAGGAUGGCUGAACGGACCGGACAGAUCUAUUCGAGCACGUGUCUUGCAAAAGCCAUCUCGCGUCUUUGGCACUGCCAAAGCCAUCCCAGAUCGUAGAGCCCAGGCCCAACAGGAACUUUGGAAUCACAUUGAAGCAUGCCACCAGAACGCUGGUAGCGAUGUUAGACUGGCCACACUAUACAGGAUGGAUGGUCAACUUCCUCUUGCCGAGCUGAAGGAUGCCAACAAUCUUGCAGAUGAGCAACCACAGAUGCCCUACUUGGAUCCUCAGCUUCUCCAUGCUGCUACUCCUUAUGAACCCGGCGAUCUCCCUGUUCCUAAUAGCUUCGAAGACCCGUAUGUUCUGGAGCGCUUUGUGUCAACCCCACCACCUUCAGGUACAGGUAUUCUGUUCUCAUCGAGUAAAAUGCCAUCGGAAGGAGCGCACCUUGUGAACCCUGUCAUACCCGCCAAGCUCACCAAAGCGCAGAAAGAAUGGCUAUUGGAGACUGAGUGGGCCCAACGAGCGUUCAUGUCUUCGUACAUGCUCUCUAUCAUCGACAACCCGACCACGUUCGAACACGUACAUACGCUGAACAUUUCCGGGCUCUCCGAUCGUUACCUUCCGAUGCUAAAUCGUUCGGAUUUCUGGGACGCACUACCAGAACUCCACAACGUUACUAUCAUGGUGAUCCCAUGCUGGCGAACUGUGCAAAAGGACGAGGCCGGCUUCGUUGACGCGCCAAAGAUUAGCCCCACGCAAAGCCAUGGUAUACUAUUCGACCUACUCCGCCAUCAUGUUGCUGGUCGAGCGAACAUCCGUCAUCUGAAAGUUGGUUUUGUCACUGGAGGCGAACAUGCUGAGGGACUAUACGCGAGGAACAAACUGCUAUUUCCUGCUCCCGUAAUGGAUAUACGAGGUCGUUCAGAGAAUCCUCCUUCUAUCCACCCUACGGUGCUGGUCGCGACUGAUGCAGCUCUUGUGAAGGCAGGUUUGAUUCAGUUCCCUCAUGUAGAACAACUCGUGCUUAACAACUGCUGGAUUACGCCACCAGCUUUGCGCGAAUUCGUCAAGAUGCACGAUCGGUACAAGUUGCAGACUUUGGUAUUGGAUUCGGUGUCACUUACGGGCGUGCUGCGUCCUAACGCCAACCCACACCCGCAACCAGCGGUAUUUCACAAUAUAAUGCCGCCUCAUCUUCCGGUAGGUGCACUAUUUGGCGCUGUCGGUGCCCAAGGUCCGCAAUUAGUGCCAAAUCAGCAGCAGUUCCUUCAGGCUUAUAUCCAGACGCUUCAAACGCAACUUCAACACCUACAGGCCCACGCUGGAGGUUUUCAAAACAACAAUAUAGCGGCCUUACAUAACCAACUGCAACAGCAGAUCGGACAGGUGCCCAACAACCCAGGACAACAGCCACAUAAUCAAGCUCAACAUCAACCUCAAGGUCAAGGUCAAGCACCAGCUCAAGUUCAACCCCAAGGCCAACCCCAAGCUCCGGUGCAGCCACAGGCGCAGCCAAACCAGCAGGUUCAAGCAAUCGCUCAACAGCAUAUCAAUUUCGCCACUGUGGCCCAGCUCGCUCAACAGGUCCAUCAAUUGCAAACGCAGUUAAUUCUGGGACAGCAGCCUCAACCCCUUCCUGCGUUAGCAAACAAUCCAGUUCCAGGCGACGCUCAGUCUGUACUCAAGGCACAGCCCCGUGAAGGCUCUUGGAUGGACAUCAUUGAUCGAAUCUCACCCGGCACCAAUCUCUCCGACUUUGGAUCUGAGCAUUCCAAGGCCGACGGAGAGCGCACUACCUCACUGCGAACAAUCGAGUUUGUUUCAUGCGGUUAUGCUAAGCUGUCCAGCUCAUCCUUUGAUCAAGCUGAUGUCGAUCCUCUUGGCAUGGCUGCUCACUGGCGCAACCAGAUGCUUAGCAAGCGUAUUGUCGCUCUUGCGCCUGCUAUGCUGAGCGCCAAGUGGAGCCACCUGGGUGACAUUGUGCAAGACAUCGAUCCUUCUGAGCUGGCUGCACUAGACGCUGCCUGGGACUUGCGAACCGGCUGGGAAGACGCUGAAGCAGCUCGCGCUGCUGAGUUUGAUGGCAUGCUUGCUGGUGGUACAGGGCGUUUUACAGGCACCAUACGGCAUUCGGAUAGGGUGGCUGAUGAGGCUUCUGCGAGUUAG